Molecule: messenger RNA, 555 nt
Organism: Antrostomus carolinensis (chuck-will's-widow)
Lineage: Eukaryota; Metazoa; Chordata; Aves; Caprimulgiformes; Caprimulgidae
Product: transcription factor COE2-like
Exons: 6
Coding region: 1-555 (184 amino acids)
Biological process (GO): regulation of DNA-templated transcription
Molecular function (GO): DNA binding
Source: RefSeq, a predicted model, not a curated record
AUGUUUGGGAUUCAAGAUACUUUAGGAAGAGGACCAAUUCUGAAAGAUAAAUCUCUAGGUUCUGAAAUGGAUUCCGUCAGGUCCUGGGUCAGAAACGUUGGGGUUGUGGAUGCAAACGUAGCAGCACAAAGCGGAGUAGCUUUGUCCAGAGCUCACUUUGAAAAACAGCCACCCUCCAACUUGAGGAAAUCCAAUUUCUUUCACUUUGUUCUGGCUCUCUACGACAGACAGGGGCAGCCCGUGGAAAUAGAGAGGACAGCUUUUGUGGACUUUGUAGAAAAUGAUAAAGAGCAAGGUAACGAAAAGACGAACAACGGCACGCAUUACAAACUCCAGCUCCUGUAUAGCAACGGUGUCAGGACUGAACAGGAUCUGUACGUUAGACUCAUCGAUUCAGUCACUAAGCAGCCCAUAACUUACGAAGGACAGAACAAGAACCCUGAAAUGUGCAGAGUUUUGCUUACCCAUGAAGUCAUGUGCAGUCGGUGCUGUGAGAAGAAAAGUUGCGGCAACAGAAAUGAGACUCCAUCUGACCCCGUAAUCAUCGACAGGUAG